AACAGGCAGCAAGUGGGAUAGAAGCCCAGAGCUUUUCUAUCGCGAGCUUUUAAUCGUCCGCGCUUUUGAAUUUGGAGUGAAUAUUUUUUAAUUCUUUGCCCCACCGUGUCACUGCGAGACGCUCGUAGACACUUGCUGGAGAAUUUCGGAAAAUUUUAUUCUUGUGAUAACCGAUAAUCAAUUUGAAAAUGUUUAAACAGUCUUGUAUAAUCUUACGAAUUGAUAUCUUUGAAUGAAUUUAUAAAAAAAAUGGAAUAUAAAAUUCAAUUACGUGUGCUUGAAUGAUAUUAAACGUUAAUUUGUAAUUUGAACUCCAGUGAUAUUGGGUCACGCCCACUUACCUUAUCAUCAAAGUGACGGGAAUGACAUUUUAUAAUAGUGAUUAAACAUUCUCUCGUCAUCUCUUGACACAUUAAUAUUCCAAUUAAGGACAAUGCGUAAUUAGAAAUUGAAUUUCUCUCUUUUCGCAAAAUUAUCAAGUAACAAACGUUUUCGCGAUAACGCAAAUUAAACGGUGCGAAGGGAAAGAUAUAAUAAGAAAAUAUAUAAAGAACAUUAUAAAAAAGUUAAAAAAAUAUUAUAUCAAAAUUCGAAUUUUCGAAAAUAACCCAUACGAUACAUUCUAUCGUACAGUUUGUGCAGUUCAGUGUGAUACGGAGCUUCAUGGUGUGUCGUAAAUAAAAAAUUAAAGGACAUCUCAUUAAAUUUCUUACAGCCCUUUGGAAAAAUUUCGAUUCGUGUAAAAUAAUACACGUAGAGGUAUAUUUGUUAAAUCGUGCGGGUAGAUUUUUUAUUUUAUAAUUAAAAUUUAAUCGAGAUCGUCAAUUAAAAGAAAACCCUAAAAUUCUUUACGCGAGAUACAAACCAAAAUUCAAAUCGAUCCUGCAGUGUGGGGGGCCCUUUAUUUUUAUUAUUUUUACGGUGAAAGGUAAUUUUUGAUAUCGUGUCCGUAACGACGGUAAAGAUCCGAGUGGCCGUAGGGAUAAAAACAAGCUUUCAAGGUUUACCUCCUUCGUCCCAGAAAAAAAAGAAGAAAAAGAAAGAAUCUAGGAAAAACGUGGGAAUGUAGCAACGAAAGGGAAAAUCAGUGCUGGAAAAGUGUGAACGUUCACGUCGUGAACAUGUUCGCGGUGAAAAGUUGGUGAACGUUGGAUGCUCCAAUUUGAUUUAACGUAACUGGUGAAUUGUGCGACCUACUGGCGACGUAGUUGUGACGUCACGUCGUACCGAUAAGAGAUAACAGACGUCAGCAAAUUUACAUCGUUUACCACAAUACGUAGCAUUGACGCACGAGCGACGGUGGUAAACUCUUGAAAAUAGAAAUGAGUUGAGAAGCGGCUAUGACGAUGAGAAGUUUAUCGGCCGUGGUGGCCGCCAUUUUGCUUCAGCUCGCUCAAUUUCUAACAGCCACGAACAUACCCAUCGUCAAGCCAUUUCCCGGACUGGAGGACCUGCCCAAGUCGUUCUGGCACGAGCUCAGCUCACCUUUCACCGAGGUCUACGAGGAGGAGAGUCUUGCCACCGAAAUUGGUGCCACUCCUGAACCUAGACCCUUUUUUGAGGACGACGACAGCAACAUCACGGUCCAGCUCGGUGCUCAGGUACACAUGCACUGCAGGGUGCAGCAUCUUCAGAAGAGAACGGUAUCUUGGGUCCGUAGGCGGGGUGACGAACUACUUUUACUCACGUUCGGGAUAAAUACCUAUUCCAGCGAUUCACGAUUCUCACUCAACUAUGAGAAACCUAAUGAUUGGAGAUUAUUGCUCCGUUCGGCAACAGAACGUGAUGCUGGUGUUUACGAGUGUCAAGUCAGUGCUCAUCCACCAUUCAUCCGGACGGUCUACCUAUCCGUAUCCGUACCAAAAGUCGAGAUUGUGGAUGAACGCGGUGCUACGGCUGGUGAUAAAUUCUACAAAGCAGGUAGCACGAUAGAACUGAAGUGCGUCGUGAGUAAAGUUCCCCAUCCGACCGGUUACGUAACAUGGCGCCACGGAUCACGUAUGCUCAAUUACGACACGACUCGCGGUGGAAUUAGUGUAAAAACCGACAUGGGCGCGGAAGGUGCGGUCUCGAGAUUGUAUAUCGCGAACGCUAACAAAAAGGAUAGCGGAAACUACAGCUGCGCUCUGGCGGAUGUCGCUGCAACUACUGUCUCCGUUCACGUGCUGAAUGGUGAAAAUCCGGCAGCGAUGCAGCAUGGACGAAGUGCUGGUUUGAGGGCGGCUUUCGCCCUUACUGCUGCUCUGACCUUGACGUCUCUACUGAGAUGACCAUGAGGCCAUUUCGAGUCUUGCUUCUCCAGUCUAUGAUUUGAUUGGUGCUAAAAAAUCGUUUGCUCCCACACGUAUGAGUGGAACGUGCCAUAUAUGUAUGUUAUAAAUAUUAUAUAUUAUAAUAAUUGAGGAAUUACACAUCGGACUAUUAGGUUGGACGUUACGGCUUUAGGAUAUUGCGGAGGGAACUUUUUUGGCAUUUUUGGGUUUUUUCGGUUUUGUUGAUUUUUUGGUUUCUUUUUUUUUCUCGAGUAUUUCAGAUUAACGUUUUUUUUUUUUUUUUUUU
Molecule: messenger RNA, 2559 nt
Organism: Cephus cinctus (wheat stem sawfly)
Lineage: Eukaryota; Metazoa; Arthropoda; Insecta; Hymenoptera; Cephidae
Gene: dpr14
Product: peroxidasin
Exons: 9
Coding region: 1341-2270 (309 amino acids)
Biological process (GO): synapse organization
Cellular component (GO): neuron projection membrane
Source: RefSeq, a predicted model, not a curated record